This is a messenger RNA of Rotaria sp. Silwood1, 690 nucleotides long. Lineage: Eukaryota; Metazoa; Rotifera; Eurotatoria; Philodinida; Philodinidae. The record is from the annotation of a GenBank genome assembly.
AUGUCUAAACGUCAUCAGCCAUUGAAAAUAAUUGAAACGUUCGAUGAACAAUUAUCAUCAUUAUCAUCAGACGAAUUAAAAACAUUUGUUGCUCAUGUUCGCCAUCGUUUAGAUGAUAUCAAUGAAAAAGAAAAAGCUCCUCAAGAAGAAAAUAAUAUUUUUUCUCGAGUUAGUCUUUUAUCAUUAUUAUUAAUUCUUCAAUCUGCUUCAUCAUUUAUUUUACAAUCAUUUUCGGAUCUUAUAUCACAUCAUAUAUUAAUAACAAUGUAUUUAACAAUGCUUGUCGGUGCUGGUGGUAAUGCUGGAAAUCAAGCAGCUGUAUUAGUUAUUCGUCGUUUAGCAACAUCUAAUUCAUUUUCAAUACGAUCACUUAUUAUACGAGAAACAUUGUCAGCAGUGAUUAUUGGUACUAUUGUUACAUUAAUUGGCUUUAUUCGCGUAUUGCUUGAAGAACGUGGUGCUCUUUUACCUUCAUUAACUAUUGGUGUAGCUUUAUUUUGCAUUAUUACUACAUCGAUUGUGCUUGGUACAUUACUUCCAAUUAUUUUACAACGUGUUAUCCAUAUUGAUGCUGCUCAUGCAGGUCCUAUCAUUCAAGUUAUAAUGGAUAUACUGGGUGUAUGCAUCACAUGUGCUGUAGGACAAACAUUUCUUGUCAAUUUAUCUCAUGCUAAACAUAAAGAAUUAUAA